Mus caroli (Ryukyu mouse) is the source of this 7041-nucleotide messenger RNA. It is a transcript of the gene Lrrc8c, whose product is annotated as leucine rich repeat containing 8 VRAC subunit C. Gene Ontology annotation, molecular function: protein binding. NCBI's taxonomy places the organism in Eukaryota, Metazoa, Chordata, Mammalia, Rodentia, Muridae. The record is from RefSeq and is a predicted model, not a curated record.
GCAGGCGGGGAGGCACCGGGGAGGAGGAACAGGGCUGCGGAGCUGGGGCGUUAGCUGCGUCCCGGCUCAGAGCCCGCGAAGAGGACGAGGACCGAGGCGCCGCCGCGGCUGUGGCCGCAGCACUCUGAGCGCGACAAGCCAUGAGCAGCGACGCCGCGGUCGCUUGCCGCCGCUGAGCCCAACCCGGACACAGCUCGCCGCGCCCUGGCAUCCUCUUCUGCGGAUACCCUCGCCCCCAGAGAUUAAUGUGGCUGCUUAUGACUAAGGAUUCUGGGACCACAGAUGUUCAGAGAAGUAACAUAUACAUAUAAGAAACAUGAUUCCGGUGACCGAGUUCCGGCAGUUCUCCGAGCAGCAGCCCGCCUUCCGGGUGCUGAAGCCGUGGUGGGAUGUGUUCACGGAUUACCUCUCGGUGGCCAUGCUGAUGAUCGGAGUGUUUGGAUGUACUUUACAGGUCAUGCAAGACAAGAUCAUCUGCCUUCCAAAAAGAGUGCAGCCUGCUCAGAACCACUCCUCCCUUUCCAAUGUCUCCCAGGCAGUUAUCAGUGCCACCCCGCUGCCCCCACCUAAACCCUCACCGACCAACCCCGCGACCGUGGAGAUGAAGGGACUGAAGACAGACCUGGACCUUCAGCAGUACAGUUUCAUCAACCAGAUGUGCUACGAGCGAGCCCUCCACUGGUAUGCCAAGUACUUCCCAUACCUGGUGCUCAUCCACACCCUGGUCUUCAUGCUCUGUAGCAACUUCUGGUUCAAAUUCCCUGGAUCCAGUUCCAAAAUCGAACAUUUCAUCUCCAUCCUGGGGAAGUGCUUUGACUCCCCGUGGACCACACGGGCUCUCUCCGAAGUAUCUGGAGAGGACUCCGAAGAGAAGGACAACAGAAAAAACAACAUGAACAGGUCCAGCACCAUCCAGUCUGGUCCCGAGGGCAACCUGGUCAAGUCCCAGUCUCUCAAGUCAAUUCCUGAAAAGUUCGUGGUUGACAAAUCUGCUGCGGGGGCUCUGGACAAGAAGGAAGGUGAGCAGGCCAAGGCCUUGUUUGAGAAGGUGAAGAAGUUCAGACUGCAUGUGGAAGAAGGGGAUAUCCUGUACGCCAUGUACGUGCGACAGACUGUGCUGAAGGUCAUCAAAUUCCUAAUCAUCAUUGCCUACAACAGUGCCCUGGUUUCCAAAGUCCAGUUCACAGUGGACUGUAACGUGGACAUCCAGGACAUGACGGGCUAUAAGAACUUUUCUUGCAAUCACACCAUGGCUCAUUUGUUCUCUAAGCUCUCCUUUUGCUACCUGUGCUUUGUAAGCAUCUACGGCCUGACGUGCCUUUACACCUUAUACUGGCUGUUCUACCGUUCUCUGAGGGAAUAUUCAUUCGAGUAUGUCCGGCAGGAGACGGGAAUCGAUGACAUUCCGGAUGUGAAAAAUGACUUUGCUUUCAUGCUCCAUAUGAUAGACCAGUAUGACCCUCUCUAUUCCAAGCGGUUUGCAGUGUUCCUGUCUGAAGUCAGCGAGAACAAGUUAAAACAACUCAAUUUAAAUAACGAGUGGACCCCGGACAAACUGCGGCAGAAGCUGCAGACAAAUGCCCACAACCGCCUGGAGCUGCCGCUGAUCAUGCUGUCUGGCCUCCCGGACACCGUGUUUGAAAUCACAGAGUUGCAGUCUCUGAAGCUGGAGAUCAUUAAGAAUGUCAUGAUCCCCGCCACCAUCGCCCAGCUAGACAACCUGCAGGAGCUCUGUCUGCACCAGUGCUCCGUCAAGAUCCACAGCGCCGCGCUCUCCUUCCUGAAGGAGAAUCUCAAGGUCCUGAGUGUCAAGUUUGAUGACAUGAGGGAGCUGCCCCCCUGGAUGUACGGCCUCCGGAACCUGGAAGAGCUCUAUCUGGUUGGCUCUCUGAGUCACGACAUCUCCAAAAAUGUCACCCUGGAGUCUCUGCGGGACCUCAAAAGCCUUAAAAUCCUUUCCAUCAAGAGCAACGUCUCCAAGAUCCCUCAGGCCGUGGUGGAUGUGUCCAGCCACCUCCAGAAGAUGUGCGUCCACAAUGACGGCACCAAACUGGUGAUGCUUAACAACCUGAAGAAGAUGACCAACCUGACGGAGCUGGAGCUGGUCCACUGCGACCUGGAACGCAUCCCCCACGCCGUGUUCAGCCUGCUCAGUCUCCAGGAGCUGGACCUGAAGGAGAACAACCUCAAGUCCAUAGAGGAGAUCGUGAGCUUCCAGCACUUGAGAAAGCUGACCGUGCUCAAACUGUGGUAUAACAGCAUCGCUUACAUUCCAGAGCACAUCAAAAAACUGACCAGCCUGGAGAGACUGUUUUUCAGCCACAAUAAGGUAGAGGUGCUUCCCUCCCACCUCUUCCUGUGCAACAAAAUCAGAUACCUGGACUUGUCCUAUAACGACAUCCGCUUCAUCCCGCCCGAAAUCGGAGUUCUGCAAAGUUUACAGUAUUUCUCCAUCACUUGUAACAAAGUGGAGAGCCUCCCAGAUGAACUCUACUUCUGCAAGAAACUUAAAACUUUGAAGAUUGGGAAAAACAGCCUCUCCGUACUUUCACCAAAAAUUGGAAAUCUACUAUUUCUUUCCUACUUAGACAUCAAAGGCAAUCACUUUGAAGUCCUCCCUCCUGAGCUGGGAGACUGCCGGGCUCUGAAGCGAGCCGGGCUAGUUGUGGAAGAUGCUCUGUUUGAGACUCUGCCCUCAGAUGUCCGGGAGCAGAUGAAAGCAGACUAACUUAUUUUUCAUCAGAAUAUGACUGAAACAUGCUUCUACCAAAUACAAUAUAAAGAAUUAGGUAGUCCUAAUGCCUUUCCUAUAUUAUUAUUUUUUUCCUUUUCCACACAAGACAACAUGUACACAAAGAUUGAGUAAGGAGUAUGUAUUUUUUAAUAAAAAUUUAAUUGUAUUUUUUCAAUAUUAAUAUUUUAAAGUUUUAUUUGUCCCGGAAGCUGACGUAUCUGUUAUUGAUUCUGCCAGCAGGAAUGGGUAGUUCCACCUGGCUUUGGUUUUGCUUUCUCACUUGAGUUCAUUCUUGUAAAAGGAAAGGAAUCAUAGGUCUCAUGAAUUUUGGCAUCUUCUAAAUGGGUGAAGAUACUUUGCCAACACCAUCUUUACUUUCUUUCUACCAGUCCGAGCUCUUGGUGAGUCUCAUCAUGUGUACCAAGAAGUUGUGCCAGUGGUUUUACUGUCAGCCACCGCCUUUGCUGGUCAGGAGGCGCCACUCUAUAGGAAACUCCAGACUCUGAGCUCACACAAGUGCACUGUCACAGAGUAUUACCCUGAAAAGCCCCCUGCUUCUGACACUGUUCAUUGUAUCAUUUCCUAAACAACAGUUUCAGUUAGCCUAGGACAGGCUUUUGAAGUGGGUGAAGAAAGCAACCCCCUGUGAUUGUGGUCCUUGUGUGCAUGUAUCAUUUGGUGUCUCACUGAUCUGUAUUUUUUUUUUAACCAACAUCCUAAAAUAUGUCGUCAAAAAUUAAAUACAACCACUACCCCCAUCCACCUCAGUAUUGCCAUGUGGUACUGUUGAACAACCUUAGGGAAAUUAGAUUUUAUUUCAAUAUUCUAGCAGAUAAUUACAUUUUAAAUCAUAGAAUUAGAAGCCUGUUUUGAGUAAUUUAAUCACUUUUGAUGCCUUGAUAUGUGGGUGCAUCCGAUGGAAAACAAUCUUGCUACUAAGGCACUCUGUUAGAAAGCUGAUGUAUUCCAUGCAGGCCCCGCCCCUUCCUUUGUUAGAAGGCUGAUCUAUUCCACGCAGGCCCCGCCCCUUCCUCUGUUACAAAGCUGAUGUAUUCCACGCAGGCCCCGCCCCUUCCUCGGACCCUGUGCAGAGAUAUCAAUUCACUUUCUGCCUGCUGAAUAAAACAACCCACUGUGUACCUAAGCAUAGUCAUCAGCUUCCCGCAAGCCUGCCCUCAGUGCAGAUGUCAGUGCAGCAAGCACGGGAACUCUCAGCUCUCUGCUAAAGAUCGCACCUCAUUUAGCCAAGUGCUGUGACUAACCUCUGAGUGUUCUCACUUCGCAAUAGUUCCCACCUGGUGGCUAGCAAAGCUUUUAGUUCCCACCUGGUGGCUAGCAAAGCUUUUAGUUCCCACCUGGUGGCUGGCAAAGCUUUUAUUGAUCUUUCUUUUCCUAAAAUCCAGCCUAGUGUGGAGACUACACACUAUGUGAGUUACAUAGUCCACCAACUGACCUACGGAAAAGUUUAACACUGAAGGUAGGAAGACGAUUUGACUUCUGAAACCCUGUUUUGAAGAACGUUUUCUUGGCCCCCAUGACCUUGCCCAGACCUGUUUUUUUUUUUUUUUUUUUUUUUUUUGUGACAUGUAGACAUAGACAAGACAUACCUGGGAAGCACAUGGUCCUCAUGGGAGUUAAGAUAGAGAGCUUGGGGGGGGGGGGAUAGCUCAGUGACAAAGCACUUGACCAGAGCUGAGCCCCGUACCUGAGUUUAGCGACCUGACACUACAAAACAGACAAGGGAACAAGACUCAUCACUCUGUGUGAAGGGCCAGCCCUGUGCAAGCGCUUCUAUUUCAGUCAUGAUUUCUUUAAACCUGGAAUUAAAAUAAUAAUAAUAAUUUGAAGUACUAGUAUGACUAUACUUAUAGGAAGAAAUAUUCAAUUUUAGAAUAUCGAAUGGUAUGAAUCAUGUGUCAUGUUCAGAAAAGCUCUGCCUUAAAGAACUUAAAGGCGGAUUGUCUGUUAUUGAGCAUGAGUAACUUGUUGUUGGAAUGCAAAUUGAACCAAUGAAUGCACCCUUUUGAUUGUUAAAACUUAUGGUUAUUUCUAAUAUCACCCUUCAGAAGGGAUCUAUUCAAGUUAAAUACCAUAGUUAUACUGAAGUCUUUCUCUGGCAUUAACUGAAAAUCCUAUAUGGGUUCAUAACUGAAGCAAAUCGCCAAUAAUUCAAUUUUAUCAAGCUUCCAAAUAAUUUGUUUUAUCUUCAUAAUGAUUUCACAGGCUGACUCCCAACCUAAGUUGUAAAUAACAUUCAAUAAGGCAGUAUAAUUUUUAGACUUUCUUUUAACUAAGAGUAAAAUACUCAUAGAUCUUUCUAUUAGAUUUUAUAAAACUCCCAAAGCCUCAAUCUCUGAAGAGUUUGAACUUUCUGAUCCUCAUCCUUUUUAAUACAGUAAACUUUUGUUCUCACUCUUGAGUAAAAUGCUUUCAGUUACUGUCCAGCCUUCCAACGAGAAACUCAGGUGCCUGAACCACUGGCUUUUCUAAUGUUCUCUGAUCUAACUUAGUGCAGAGAGGCUGUCUGCCUCCUCUCUCUCUCUCUCUCUCUCUCUCUCUCUCUCUCUCUCUCUCUCUCUCUCUCUCUCUCUGUUUUCCAAGUGCUCUUGCUGAGAGGAUCAGCUCUCUGUCCAACCUCCAACUCACAACAAACUGCUGUAUAAAUCACAAAUGUGCCAUCUGGACUCUUAACUCCGGGGGUGACUUCAAGCUCAAGGUGGCCAUGCUGUACAGUGAGGUAGCUGUCUGGUGGUGCUCUGGUUGAAAAGUCCUAAUAGAACCCCACCUAAGGGACCAGCAAGGUGGUCCUGAGGGUGAAUGGCAGCACUUGCCAUCCACCUGAGGUCCUGAGCUUGCUCUUCAGGAUCCACGCAGUGGAAGGAGACAACCAACUCCUGUCAGUUGUCCUCUGACAGGUGCCACAGAGUGAGCACCUACAUCAGACGCGCACAAACUAAUUAAUGUAGAUUUUAAAUCAUAGAAAAAACACACACACACACACACACACACACCCAAGAAUGUAACACCUCAGAACAGAAUUGUGUUCUCUCAUUCCACUUUGAUCUGGUUUUGAAUAUCAGAAUUCUCAAUGAGAUAAACUGUGGUGUACAUGAGAUUCCUUGCAUUGCCCACCCAGCCCUUCUCUGCUGUUACAAUGAGCUCCGACAGUCUCCGCGGUGUCCUAAGCAGCAAACAGACCUUUUCAGGCUCUUUUGGAAAUGUCCCUGCCUCAGGGAGGUUGUUCAUUUUGAUCACAGGCCCCGCUCUGAAGGGUCUGAAACAUGGACUCUUCCUUAGGUUUCUUAAACAAAAGAAGUCCAGUUUCUUUCAGUAUGCUAGUUUAUGGCUUUAAUUUAUCUCACUCUCUAAUCCAAUUUUCAUACUAAAUACUGAUCAACGGUAUUGGCAUUUCAGCAGUAACAUUAUGGCUCAUCAAUACAAAAGUCCAUUAGCACUUCUCAUGCAAACCUUGUUGAUGUCACUUCAGUUUUUCAUAAAGUGAAUUAAGUCUACCUUAAAGAGUUUACACUGGGGCAGAAUCUUCAAGAACUUCAUACUCAAGUGAACAAAAUGUCUACCACUGAGGAAACUUCUAGAAGAGUCGAUGGGAUGGUUGCACCUUUUCUGUUUAGAGAUAUAGUAAGAAAUCCCAGUCUUACCUAGAGCUGCCAUGAGUUUUCAGAUUUAGCUCUCAGUCUUCUGAUAUCAGCCUCCCAAACAAGUAUCUGCUCCCAUCCAGUCCCCUUCCCAAAGUCACCCACUAAUAAAGAUGGCAUUCUUAGAAUUAUCUGAGUGAGAGAGAAGAGAGUAUCCCUCUGCCCCCAAGGAAUUAUUUUUUAAUCAGAAGGGUAUAUAACAUUGGACAGCUUGACUUAUUGACCAGAUAGCAGCCACUAUGUAUUUAGGGUUUGGUUUGGUUUUGGAGCCAAGGUCUUGCUUUUUAACCCAGGCUGACCUUAAACUUGAGAGCCUCUUGCCCCGGCUUCCUGGACACUGGAUUACAGGUGUUUACUGCACACCUGGCCUGCGUGGUUUAUAGUUAGAUUCGUUUGUGUCUUUGGCCCCCUGCCGCACUGCUCUUUGGGGUUGACACCCCAUGCCUUAUGUGCUUGCUGGUGUUUGGUUUGCAUUUGUUUACUAUGUUCAUGUGCAUUCAGAUUGCCAAAUGCUGGCAAACUUCUUGGACUGUCGAGAAAAAGGACUGAUCGUUGAUUUGUCAGAAUACAUGUUCAUGAAAGGAAAUGUCUUAAUGUUAUCUCGCUGUGUGGUGUAUAGGAACAAAAAUAAAUAAAGUCAUUUUUGUAACA